Messenger RNA from Nicotiana attenuata, 3927 nucleotides. Its product is annotated as protein NLP5-like. The transcript has 5 exons. The coding region runs from base 535 to 3321 and encodes 928 amino acids. The record is from RefSeq and is a predicted model, not a curated record. Lineage: Eukaryota; Viridiplantae; Streptophyta; Magnoliopsida; Solanales; Solanaceae. Gene Ontology annotation, molecular function: protein binding; DNA-binding transcription factor activity.
UUUCUCUUUUUCUUUGUUAUAUUAAUACCUCAGUUUAUGGAUUUGGAUUAGUGAUUUGAAGUUGACUUUGUAGGUGUAUUCCAAAGGGGUUGUGGGCCCUGUGCUUGUUAAGCAGAAUCUUCUCUUUGUUGGCAGACUAAGCUAAGAGAGAAUCAUAAGAGUUUGGAAUCACAGAUAAUAACUAGGAGAGAGAGAGAGAGAGAGAGAAUGGGUUGUGUUUGUGGAGGGGAUUUCUAGAGGGACAACAUUAAAAGGGACAGUCAGUUCAGACCCUACACCCAUAUUUAUGUUGUUCUUGUUGCUGCUUGUCAGACAACCACAUGUAGUUUUUGGAAAAUACUAUAAUUUUCUUGCAAAGGUUACAUUUUUACUACAUAUAGGAACAGGAAAAAUCUCAUCUUUGGAAAUAUCCAAGAAAUCUUUGCAUAAUCUCAGUUAGAGCAUCUAUUGGUAAUUUGGCAGAUUUUGUUUUGCAAAGCUGAAGUCUUUUAGAUAAAGACUGAUUACCAGAAAUUUGGGUCUAGUGACAUUUUGAUGUCAAUGGAUGAAAGAUUUGUUGUUACCAAUACUUUCUUGACUACUCAAUUUGAUACCUCCAUGGAUUUGGAUUACAUGGAUGAACUGUUGUUAGAAGGGUGCUUUUUGGAGACUAUUGAUGAUCGUGAUUUCGUGCAUCAUAGACCAUCCAUUUCCAAUAUGCCGUUUGACUCUUCAUUUGUGUGGCCUACUUUAUUAGACGCCAAUGGUGUCGAAUCUAGUGGAAGCCCAUCGAAAGAUGGCCAACAAGAAAGGCAAAGGUCAUCUUUCUCCAAGACUUUAUCCAUAAGCCAAUUCCAAGAGCUAAAUUCAGCUAAAGUUCAGUCUUUUGGUGAGAAUUCGAUUAGCGCCAUGUGCAGUUCAGGUCAAUCUGAAAAUUGUUUAUUUGACGCUCCUGAACUGAGUAGGAGGUGGUGGAUCGGACCCAAUGCUUCUUCAUCUGUAAUGGACAGAUUGAUUCAGGCACUUGGAUACAUAAAGAAUUUCUCCAAAGACAAGGAUAUCCUUAUUCAAAUAUGGGUACCCAUAUACAGGGAUGGCAAACGCGUACUCUCUACAAAUGAUCAACCUUUCUCGCUAGACCUUAAUUGCCCUAGGCUUGCCCACUACAGACAAGCGUCUUUAAGCUAUCAAUUUCCUGCAAACGACGAUUCUAAAGAGAUUGUUGGAUUACCGGGUAGAGUUUUUCUGGAUAAAGUUCCUGAGUGGACUCCUGAUGUUCAGUAUUUCCAAAUGGAAGAGUAUCCGCGUGUUGGACAUGCACAGCAGUAUAACGUACGAGGCACCCUUGCUGUUCCUGUGUUUGAACAAGGCAGUCGUAACUGCUUGAGUGUUAUUGAAGUUGUCAUGACCACACGGAAGAUCAAGUAUAGCUCUGAGCUUGAAAGUGUCUGCAAAGCUCUUGAGGCUGUUGAUCUUCGGAGUUCUGAAGUGUCAAGCACUCUGACAGCGAAGGCAUGUGAUUUGGCCUACCAAGCCGCGUUAUCUGAAAUUCUAGAGGUUCUGAAAUCUGCAUGCAAGACGCAUGGAUUGCCAUUAGCUCAGACUUGGGUACCUUGCAUUCAACAUGGUAAAGGGGGUAGCCGCCACUCUAAUGUAAACCUCGUUCGUUGUGUUUCCACAGAGGAUUCUGCUUGCUAUGUAGCUGAUCCUCGAGUUCAGGGUUUUCAUGAAGCUUGCUCUGAGCACCAUUUGCUGAAAGGUCAGGGUGUUGUCGGGAGUGCAUUUAUGACAAACCAACCGUGUUUUACGGCUGAUCUAACUUCCUAUAGCAAGGCAGAAUACCCACUUUCUCAUUAUGCAAGAAUGUUUGGGUUGCAUGCUGCUGUAGCUAUACGUCUGCGGAGUAUGUCAACUGGCUCAUCUGACUUUGUAUUGGAGUUCUUUUUACCGCCAAAUUGCAGAAAUCCUGAAGAACAUAAAAGAAUGCUCACUUCAUUGUCCAUUAUCAUACAAAAUGUUUGUCAGACAUUCCGGGUAGUGACAGACAAAGAAUUACAGGAAGAAAUUGUCUCUUUAGGUGAAGUGACAAGCCUUGCAGCUAGUGAAUACAGUGAAGAGGUGAGAGAACAAGAACGCAAAGGAUCCAUUGUAUCUUCACAAGAAAGGACGUCGUGGACCUCUAGUCAUGUAGAGGUCCAGGAGACGUCUAGUGUUGUUUCAGCAUUCCAAGAUGAAACAGUUGAAGUGCUGACUGAAGAACCUGUAACAUUUAGGAACCAAACGAAUUCUGGUUCAGCGACCACUUUUGCCUUUAGCAGAAACUAUCGUACUUCUGGGGAGGGCAUCUCUCAUACUUGGCGUAAAGCAAGAGACAGAAGACGUUUGAAGGCAGAGAAAAAUAUUACAUUGCAAAUUCUUCAGCAGUACUUUGCUGGUAGCCUGAAGGAUGCUGCAAAAAGCAUUGGUGUUUGUCCUACCACUCUGAAGAGGAUAUGCAGGCAACAUGGAAUUCAACGAUGGCCUUCUCGGAAGAUAAAGAAGGUCGGUCUCUCCUUAGAAAGGAUCCAACGUGUCAUCAACUCAGUCCAAGGUGUCUCUGGCACUUUACAAAUUGAAUCCUUCUAUUCAGACUUCCCAGAAUUGGCAUCUUCAAAUAUAUCAAGAUCAAGUCUCUUUGUAGAUCCAACGUCGAAUAAUCAUCUGGAGGACUUGAACAGGCAACCAGAAAGUGGUGGUAACAAUGCUGCUACAUAUAAGUCAGUCUCCUCGUCCUGUAGUCAAGGUUCCAGUUCAAGUCAACGAUCAACCGGGACACAGCCACAUCCUUACCCGUCAAAAGUUGCAGGUCACGAAGAUCCAGUGGUCGAGGAAGCGUCUGAUAAUCAUGCAUUAAAAAGGGUUAACAGUGAUGCUGAGCUGCAUUUAUCAAGUGAAGCACUAAAUCCACAGCCAAGAUCUCAAAGCCACGCGUCUCUUACUGAGAGUCCUAAAUCAGUAAGUCUUUCGCCAGUAAAAAAGAGUCUGUGGAGAUCUCAAGAAGGUGCCCCAAGAAUAAAAGUAAUACACGGAGAAGAGAAGAUUAGAUUCCGCAUGCAAAAGAAUUGGGGAUAUAAAGAACUGAUGAGAGAAAUUGUCAGGCGCUUUGGCGUAGAUGAUCCAAGUGGAUUUCACCUUAAAUACUUGGAUGAUGAUUCUGACUGGGUAUUAUUGACGUGCGAAGCUGAUCUGGAGGAAUGUAUCGAUGUUUGUUGGUCUUCCCAAAACCAAAUGAUUAGACUCCUGUUUCUUUGUGAUUCACAGCCUCAUUUAGGAAGCUCUUUUGGUAGCAGCAGUUCCUUGUGAGAAUUGUGGACAUUUCGUAUAGCCUGAACUGCAGUUGAGUACUAGGAAUGGAUGUUUCUUGCUCUGUCGUUCACGAUUUGCAUAUGAUAUGAUGAACUGGAGACAUCUUGAUUCCUAAACAUUGCAGAAAAAGCUAUCCUAGUUCAUAUGGUCAUAGUGGCAUCUAUGAUAUCCUGAAGCUGAAAUCUCUAACUCAAGAUCCUGACAAAACCUGUCUCCUUGAAACUACCUCUCACCAAUUGGUAUCAGCUCACUGAUGGUAGCGCGAAGAUCGAUUUAGUAACGGACUUGGACGAUGGAUUCUUGGUUUUACAGGUCGGAUUGUGGUUUACCAAUUGUCUUAUGCUGAUCUUGGAGCUUGAAAAAUCACAAUGUAGCAGUGGGAGAUAGAAAAAUCACACAAUGUAUCAAGAUCAUACUCUUAACUCUUCGGGGAUAGAAAAAUCACAUCACUGGAGCCGUAGGGGUGUUCAAACCGAAUCGGAAAACCGCACCAAAACGAAAAGUCAAAUCAAACCGAUUAAAAACGCCGAAUAGGUUUGAUUUGAUUUGGUUUGGUAUUGAGUAAAAAAAUUCCGAACCAAACCGACAUAUAAAUAUAUAAUU